Messenger RNA from Exophiala aquamarina CBS 119918, 438 nucleotides. RefSeq lists its product as uncharacterized. The coding region runs from base 1 to 438 and encodes 145 amino acids. Gene Ontology annotation, biological process: proteolysis. Gene Ontology annotation, molecular function: serine-type exopeptidase activity; dipeptidyl-peptidase activity. The record is from RefSeq and is a predicted model, not a curated record. The transcript has 2 exons. NCBI's taxonomy places the organism in Eukaryota, Fungi, Ascomycota, Eurotiomycetes, Chaetothyriales, Herpotrichiellaceae.
AUGAACGCAACGAAUGGCCUCGGCGUCAUCCUCGAGAACAGAUACUACGGCGAGAGUUAUCCGUUCGAGAACAGCACGACGGACAACUUGCGGUAUCUGACGGCGAAACAAACUAUCGCGGACAAUGCAUACUUCGCGCAGCACGCCGUCUUUCCGAACGUCACGGGCGGAGAUAAUCUCACGGCCGAGACGACACCGUGGAUCGAUCCUGUACGGCGGCAGUCUGGCGGGUGCGCAGACGGCGUUUUCUCUCGUCGAGUACGAGGGCUUGUUGUGAGGUGGCAUUGCUUCGUCGGGCGUCUCAACGGACCUUCGGACUGUAUCGCGCGGAUCAACGAUAUUGUCGACAAGAUGGACUCUUUGAUCCAGUCAAACAACAUCGAGGCAAUCCAGGAGCUGAAGUCAAUCUUCGGCCUGGGAAGCUUGCGUGACUUGUGA